UAUAUAUUUCAGUUUCCAUGAAAUCUCACAGUUUCACAGCAACAAAGAAACCAAAAAUGCAUAUAUAUAACUGAACUUGUGAGGCUUAGCAGAAACGUAUAGACAAUCUUGCAGAUCCAAUUUAGUGAAGAAAGGAUAAGAACAAAGAAUGAGUGCUAAACCAGCUGCAGGAAACCAAGAUGACUACAAGCUCAAGGAAACGAAACCACAGCUCGGUGAGAGGUGGCCACAUGGGGGCAUAAGGGGAGGAGGAGGGUGGAUACUCAGUGACAGGGUAACGAGUACUUAUGAUCUUGUGGAACAAAUGCACUAUCUUUAUGUUCGGGUGGAGAAGGCCCGAGAUCUUCCCAUAAACCCGUUGACAGCAAGCUGUGAUCCCUAUGUUGAAGUGAAACUCGGCAACUAUAAAGGAAAAACACAGCAUUUUGAGAAGAGAACUUAUGCAGAAUGGAAGCAAGUAUUUGCAUUCUCAAAAGAUAAGAUACAGUCAACGGUUCUUGAAGUGUAUGUCAAAGAUAAAGAUAUGAUAGCAAGAGAUGAUUAUUUAGGGAAGGUGGUUUUUGAUAUGAAUGAGGUCCCGACACGAGUACCACCAGAUAGCCCGUUAGCACCUCAGUGGUAUAGACUUGAGGACCGAAAGGGUGAAAGGAAGAUAAAAGGUGAGAUAAUGCUUGCAGUUUGGAUGGGAACACAAGCUGAUGAGGCCUUUCCUGAAGCAUGGCAUUCUGAUGCUGCAAAGGUUCAAGGUGAGGGCAUUUUUAGCGUGAGAUCAAAGGUUUACGUUUCUCCUAAACUUUGGUACCUUCGGGUUAACGUUAUUGAAGCACAAGAUGUUGAAAGUCAAGACAAAUCACAACUUCCACAAGUUUUUGUUAAAGCUCAACUUGGGAAUCAAAUUCUCAAAACCAAAUUGUCUCCAACAAAAACCACAAAUCCGCUAUGGAACGAAGAUCUGGUGUUUGUGGCAGCUGAACCAUUUGAAGAGUCAUUGGUGCUAACACUCGAAAAUAAAGCCAGUUCAAAAGAAGAGAUUGUUGGCAGAAUUGUUUUGCCACUUAAUGCUUUUGAGAAGCGGUUAGACCAUAGGGCUGUCCAUUCCCGGUGGUUCAAUCUUGAACAGUUCGGGUUUGGUAUGCUGGAGGGAGAAAGAAGAAUGGAGCUUAAGUUUUCAACCCGGAUUCAUCUCCGGGCUUCACUUGAUGGUGGUUAUCAUGUACUAGAUGAAUCAACUAUGUACAUUAGUGACCAACGCCCCACAGCCCGUCAACUAUGGAAAAAACCAAUUGGGAUCCUGGAAAUCGGGAUCUUAAGUGCACAAGGACUCCAAGGGAUGAAAACAAAAGAUGGGAAGAAAACAACAGAUGCUUACUGUGUCGCUAAGUAUGGUCAAAAGUGGGUCAGAACCCGAACCAUACUGGACAACUUCAAUCCUAAAUGGAAUGAGCAGUACACAUGGGAAGUUUAUGACCCAUGUACCGUUGUUAGUUUAGGUGUGUUCGAUAAUUCCCAUUUGGGAGGUGAACAGUCUGCAACAGCAAAGGAUGCAAGAAUUGGAAAAAUAAGAAUAAGGCUAUCCACACUUGAAACAGAUAGAAUAUACACUCAUUCUUACCCACUUCUCGUCUUACAGCCAUCCGGAUUAAAGAAAACUGGCGAGCUCCAACUAGCCUUUCGUUUCACUUGUUUAUCUCUAGCAAACAUGAUCUAUCUCUAUAGUCAGCCUUUACUUCCCAAAAUGCAUUACCAACAUCCUUUAACCAUAAACCAACUAGACAGUUUAAGGUAUCAAGCCAUGAAUAUUGUUGCAGUGAGACUAGGCCGGGCCGAGCCACCACUUAGAAAAGAAGUGGUCGAGUACAUGUUAGACGUCGAUUCUCAUAUUUGGAGCAUGAGAAGAAGUAAAGCAAACUUCUUCAGAGUAGUUUCUCUGUUUUCGGGUGUACUCUCAAUGAGCAAAUGGCUUGGAGAUGUAUGCCAUUGGAAAAACCCAAUAACUUCAAUCCUAGUUCAUAUCCUCUUCUUCAUUUUAAUCUGUUUUCCGGAAUUAAUCCUCCCAACGAUCUUUCUUUACAUGUUCCUUAUUGGAGUAUGGAACUUCAGGUCGCGCCCACGACAUCCACUACACAUGGAUACUAAACUAUCAUGGGCAGAAGCAGUACAACCCGACGAACUAGAUGAAGAGUUUGACACAUUUCCGUCAUCCAAGUCACAAGACGUUACAAAAAUGAGGUAUGAUCGGCUUCGUAGUGUUGCAGGGAGGAUUCAAACGGUGGUCGGGGACAUUGCAACACAAGGAGAAAGGUUUCAGGCUGUUUUGAGCUGGAGAGAUCCCAGAGCAAGCUGUUUGUUUGUCGUCUUUUGUUUGAUUGUUGCCGUAGCAUUGUAUGUCACACCUUUUAAGAUUGUAGUUUUGGCAACAGGUUUGUAUUUGCUGAGGCAUCCUAGGUUUAGAAGCAAGAUGCCUUCAGUUCCUAGUAAUUUCUUCAGGAGAUUGCCAUCUAAAGCUGAUUGCAUGCUUUGAGAAAGAUAAACUACAAGAGCAGUAUUACUGAGUAUUUUGUGUAUUGAAAUACUAGUUAUCAAAAUUUGAUUGUUUUCA
This is a messenger RNA of Erigeron canadensis, 2599 nucleotides long. RefSeq names its product FT-interacting protein 1. The coding region runs from base 149 to 2521 and encodes 790 amino acids. The transcript is spliced from 2 exons. The record is from RefSeq and is a predicted model, not a curated record. Lineage: Eukaryota; Viridiplantae; Streptophyta; Magnoliopsida; Asterales; Asteraceae.